AUGAAUCGUCGUCCUCCUCACACGAUGGAUAAGAUGACACAGACGGACGAGGUGACAGUGCUACAGGGCACCACGACACUACGGAGCACCUACAGUUUCGGUUUCUCCUACUUUAAAGAACUUCCACCCGAGCUGCGUGCCAUGGUUUGGCGUAUCUACUUCCUUGACAUUUUUUAUGAAAACCCUCCUCAUAUCCAUGUCCUUCUUGAUUGGGGUGGCCCGAAGGGAUCAAGUGAUAGAAUAUGGGCCAGAACAAUGGCUUAUCGGACGGAUAUACCAAUUUCUACUUUCCUGGCCAGCACCAAUGAACUGUGCUACCACCUCCCUCUAAACAUCAGUAGGGAGGCAUAUUGCAUAGCGAAGAAGAUAAAGCUACCGACCUCUUACCCCCCACGUUUGGAUUGGAGCGAGGAUCUCAUCUAUUGUGCGAGCUCCGAUGAGAGAGCUGCUAUAUGUUUCCUCAGGGAUAAUUACGACUACGUCCAGAACCUUGCGAUCACGAUGCAUCAAGGCCACCUGUCACUGCUAAAACUUCGUUUACGGGAGUUCAAAUCAAUCAAGCGCUUAUACUUCGUUGUUCAACCUAACCAUCCUGUAACCACGAACAAACCCCGGGACAAAUACGGAUUCAUUGAAUGGGAUACUUUAUACGGUAUAUCAAGGGGGUCCCCCGGCUCGGCAGCGAAUAACCCUCACUUCCAGCAGUGGCUCUCUGGCAGUAUGAUUUUACGCAAUGGACCUGUAACGGCCAAGGUCGUCAUUGAUGUUGAUUAUCAUAGAUAUGUUGGACCUGGAUAUGGCGAGCGGUAUAGAAGACUACCUAGGCCGGCUGUUGAGAUUAGGAGCUAUGGAGUCAGGAGGGCUGGUUGA
This is a messenger RNA of Annulohypoxylon truncatum, 870 nucleotides long. RefSeq lists its product as uncharacterized. The coding region runs from base 1 to 870 and encodes 289 amino acids. The transcript has a single exon. NCBI's taxonomy places the organism in Eukaryota, Fungi, Ascomycota, Sordariomycetes, Xylariales, Hypoxylaceae. The record is from RefSeq and is a predicted model, not a curated record.